Molecule: messenger RNA, 1252 nt
Organism: Mercenaria mercenaria
Lineage: Eukaryota; Metazoa; Mollusca; Bivalvia; Venerida; Veneridae
Product: C-type lectin domain family 12 member B-like
Exons: 4
Coding region: 1-573 (190 amino acids)
Source: RefSeq, a predicted model, not a curated record
AUGGGAACAUUUUGGUUUUUGGGAGCGUCUGCUCAUUGUGUGGAUGCCGACAGUGACUGCGCAACCUACUCGCGUGAAUAUAUUUGUACCGGAGAUAACAUACCAUGGUCAACUAUACAUUGCCGGAAGUACUGCAAUCUAUGUUUGUUAGCGACAAAAGAAUCAACAACUGUAACAACAGAACUCACAACCAAAUCGUUUACGACGGAAACAACGGCAUCUACACCAGCAACAAUAACACAUCUUCCUAGGACCUCAGCAACUGUCAUUGCUACUACAGCAACAGUUAUAAGCAUGUGUCCUAAAGAAGUGGAACAGCGUGCACAGUCACAGUACGUUUUCCAGCUUGGGGAGAAAUGCUAUGAGUUUGUUCCUUUGAAUGACAGUUGGAUGUAUGCAAAAGAAGACUGCCAUAAUAAAAGUGGGCAUUUACUUUCAAUUAUAAGUGCUGAUGAACAGACUUUUAUUUCCAAUAUGCUGACAACAAUAAAUUUUACGCAACAACUAUGGCUUGGACUAGAUGACCGAAUAAAUGAAGAGCAGUGGGAAUGGAACUCAGGUACAAAUCGUUGAUUACCGAGAUAUAAAGCGAUCUAAACAAGUCUCUAGUUAAUUUAACAAUGAACGAAUUUGAUAAAAUAAUAAACUGAAGUAAAAGUAAUGUUACACAAAGGGGAUGAUAUCGUUACGUAAAAUAUCGUAUGAAAACAGGUUCUAAGAGUAAUCAAAUGUGGAAAAAAAACAGAUCUAUUACACGAUCCUUUAGAAGCAUAGAACUUAACUAAUUUAAGUAUUUCAUUUCCAUGACUUAGUAUCUCGUGGCCCCGCGAUAGCUAGCUUCGGCCACGAAAGAGUUUCUCGUUCCCACAAGUUAGUAUAGCCAAGAUGAGAUAGCAUCUCUAGGCAACCAGAUACUUCACAAAUAUUCAAGAGUAUUUCAUUCCCAGGAUUUAGUGUCUUUUGCCACUGUAGGACCACAUUCGUAACAGAUCGCAUUUGUAACAGAUUUCGUAUGUAUGCGAUCGCAUUCGUAACAGGUAAAAUGUGUUACGAAUGUGUUUGUCCAACAUGAGGGUUGACAUGAGAAACACAUAUGUAUCAUGUUGAGUUUUAUACUGCAAAUGUUCAAUCAGUCGGUUGUCAUCGCAACACCAUUAAAUGACUGCCAUAAGCACCAUCACAAGUUAGCGUCGUCGUCGUCGACGUCAUAAAACUAUUUGAGGCGCAUCAUGAGAAAAUGGGCCUUUGGGAA